Orcinus orca (killer whale) is the source of this 6601-nucleotide messenger RNA. It is a transcript of the gene FAM20B, whose product is annotated as FAM20B glycosaminoglycan xylosylkinase. NCBI's taxonomy places the organism in Eukaryota, Metazoa, Chordata, Mammalia, Artiodactyla, Delphinidae. Gene Ontology annotation, cellular component: Golgi apparatus. Gene Ontology annotation, molecular function: phosphotransferase activity, alcohol group as acceptor. The transcript has 8 exons. Bases 1876 to 3105 code for a protein of 409 amino acids. Gene Ontology annotation, biological process: protein phosphorylation. The record is from RefSeq and is a predicted model, not a curated record.
GACUCACUUUGUUUUGUUUGAAUUUUGGAGCUACUAGAACUUCCUACUGCAUUGGUGAUUUAAAGAAAAAACAACAAGCCCUCACUCUCCCUAACCUUUGUGCUAAAUGUUUAGAUAUAAUUUGUUUAUAUAGCAUAAGGGAGGAAUUUCUUCAUUCUAAAUGAAAUGAGCAGCAUCAUUAGAAGUUCCCGGGUUAACCAGACUUUAGUCCUGAGGAGGGUUUUAUAGGAAGUGAAAGGCUGUUCAUCUGACCCCUUUGUGCCAGAAUUGUACCUCAGCAGGAGGUAGUUGCAGCUGGAGGUGCUGAGGAAAUGAUUGCUGACCCAGGCAGAUUUCCAUGCUACCUUUUACCACUGCAGCCAGAGAUGUGUACUGCUGAACAAAUAAUUGAAGAAGUUGUGUGGUUUAGGUCAUGUUGGAACUAGCAAAAAUCUCUGAAAUCUGCUCUACUAGCAUUGCUGUUAUCAGUAAUCACAGGGAAUUGUUUUACUGAGUUUCACACCAAACUUGAUACCAUCACAAUUACAUUUUGGAUGUACUUGAGUUGUCUGUGUUUCAGCUAAUAGCGUUAUGUACUCCCUGGGAGAUGAUGAUGCAACAAAUCAGGUGGCUGGAGAUAAUUAGAAUUUGCAUGUGACUCUGGCUUUCCCAUCUUUAUGAAAAUGAAUGGGAAGAGAGGUUAAUCACCACGAAUAAACUGCAUGUCAGCAAGCUCUGAGCAAGGUGCUGCCCUUAGAGCACACUGUUGCUCUAGUAGACUGUUUUUGGAUGUGUUUCCAGCUGUUAUUAGGGGAGCAGUCUCCAGUUUGGGUGGGAGUGUCUCAGCCUGAAGCGUUUGUCCUAUCUUUUGUAUUGGUUUUAUUUCUUCAAUUAAUGGUUUGAGUUGUUAAAUGAAUUGGAGAGUGAAGCAACACCCUGUUAUCUUCUUGUCAUCUUUGUCUUAGCCCAGUGCGUGCUGCCUGUAGGCAUGUAGCAAAGUGAGCUUGUGCAUGUUUUUAAAUGGCCCUGUGGAGUGGAAAGCAACCUGUCAGCAUGCAAAUGAGGCUGAAUUGUAUGUUCUUGACACCCUUGCAAAAAUCUUGUAUUUGGAAUCUUUUAGCUUCAGAAUUGACCAGAGGGUGUUGUGCCCCACACUGGAAGCAGCACUUCUUUAUGUCUGUAGCAUCAGUAUCUUUGUUAUGUGCCUGACCAGUCCAGAUUUCAUGGUGUUGCUCUAGUACCAGGUUUCAUUAGUUUUCUGGUCAUGUUCUACUAAUAGCCAGAUGGUAUAGCGAUACGUUUUUCCUUUACUUAAUUUAUCCAGAUUUGAUUAUCCAUAUUUUACAGGGUUUUUAAUUUUGAAAAAUAAUUAGUAGAAGACUGAUUAAGUACAGAUAUAUAUCUGGGUGUUUGUUGUAUUUAAAUACAUGAAUAGCAGAUAUGACAUGUCCAGGAUUGCUAGGUAUUUGAAUUUGGAGAGGGAGUUAUUACUCUCCUCUGUACCCUCUUUGGCAUUUUUAGGAGUUCCUGUGUUAUAACGUGUCAUAAAACUUAUAUUUGGAGGAGAUAACUGAAAAGUUACCAAAUACUGGUGGUUUUGGAUAUUCAAAAGUCCUUUAUGGAUUUUGAAAGGUAAAAAUGAAAGUUAAGGAGUUAUGCAUAUCUCAAUGUUUUACUUUUUUGUGCUUUUUCCUAUUGUUUUGGUUUCUAGGAAUUGGUAGCCAUCCAAAUGGCUCCUACAUGGCUCUGCACCCUAUUAAAACGGAAUUGUGGGAGGCACCUCAGUGAAGAAAUGGACCAGUGUGUAUAAUCAUGGAAUCUCCUUGCUGACAAUCACCACCUGCUCUCCUUGAUAAGUGAGAGAGAGUAGUCAGGGGAGAAGGAAAAGAGGUCGCCAUGAAGCUAAAGCAGCGAGUCGUGCUGUUAGCAAUUCUCCUUGUCAUCUUUAUCUUCACCAAAGUUUUCCUGAUUGACAACUUAGAUACAUCAGCUGCCAACCGGGAGGACCAGAGGGCCUUUCACCGAAUGAUGGCUGGCUUGCGGGUAGAGCUGGUGUCCAAGCUGGACCACACCUUGCAGUCUCCCUGGGAGAUUGCAGCCCAGUGGGUGGUUCCCCGGGAAGUGUACCCUGAAGAGACACCAGAGCUGGGGGCAAUCAUGCAUGCCAUGGCCACCAAGAAAAUCAUUAAAGCUGAUGUAGGUUAUAAAGGGACACAACUGAAAGCCUUACUGAUACUUGAAGGAGGACAGAAAGUUGUCUUCAAACCUAAGCGGUAUAACCGAGACUAUGUGGUAGAAGGGGAACCUUAUGCUGGUUAUGAUAGACACAAUGCAGAGGUAGCAGCCUUUCAUUUGGACAGGAUUCUGGGUUUCCGCCGAGCCCCCUUGGUGGUUGGCAGAUUUGUUAAUCUGCGGACAGAGAUCAAGCCUGUUGCCACGGAGCAGCUCUUGAGCACCUUCCUAACUGUAGGAAAUAAUACUUGUUUCUAUGGGAAGUGUUAUUAUUGCCGAGAAACAGAGCCAGCCUGUGCUGAUGGAGACACGAUGGAGGGGUCUGUCACGCUUUGGCUUCCAGAUGUGUGGCCUCUACAGAAACACCGACACCCAUGGGGCAGGACUUACCGAGAGGGCAAAUUAGCCAGGUGGGAGUAUGAUGAGAGCUACUGUGACGCUGUGAAGAAAACGUCCCCUUAUGACUCUGGCCCUCGCCUCUUGGACAUCAUUGAUACAGCUGUCUUUGAUUACCUGAUUGGCAAUGCUGACCGCCAUCACUACGAGAGUUUUCAAGACGAUGAAGGCGCUAGUAUGCUCAUCCUUCUCGAUAAUGCCAAAAGCUUUGGGAACCCCUCGCUGGAUGAGAGAAGCAUUCUUGCCCCUCUCUAUCAGUGUUGCAUCAUUCGGGUUUCUACCUGGAACAGACUGAACUCCCUGAAGAAUGGUGUGCUGAAGUCUGCCUUAAGAUCUGCCAUGGCCCAUGACCCCAUCUCCCCAGUGCUCUCUGAUCCUCACCUAGACGCUGUGGACCAGCGGCUCCUGAGUGUCCUGGCCACCGUGAAGCAGUGCACUGACCAGUUUGGGAUGGAUGCAGUGCUGGUGGAAGACAGGAUGCCUCUCUCCCACUUGUAAUUCUCCACAAAAUAAGUGAAACUUCUUUUUACAAAGAUAGAGAAACAGCACAAUCAAUUCCGAAUGGUAUGAGGUGGAUUGGAAAUGGCCAGCAGCACAUUCUGGUGAUAGGGGACAGGGUGGCCUUGGUGUUUGCUGUAGUAGAAGUUGAAGCAAAGACUACAAGUUUCAGACCACGGAGCUGUACCUGCUGAACCACCUUCUGACUUCCUCGGCGUAUGCCCAUUCUAGCAGUGGGCGUCACGGUUGGUCAGUAUUAAUUCUCAUGCCAAAGGACAAAUUAGAGGUGUGAUAUUUGAAUAGAUUAAUGUUGGGGUUGGUUCUGGAGUAUGUGUUUUGAGUCCAUCCUUAUAAUCCUUUCUCCACACUUGUGGAUUUUCUGAAAACACUUUGUAAUCUCUGAGUCCUUUCUUACCAGGACUAGUCAAAUUGGAAAUUUUACUGCUUCCUAAGGAGUGGCAGCAAGUAACCCAGCAUUCUGUUGAGCCAAAGUAGCAUGCUCUGUUGGAGGGACUAUGUUUUUAAGAUAGAAUUAGAGGAAAGACAAAAGCAAGAAAGAUGUUUGGGCUUUUAACUGAGUAGGUGGUGCUUUUGAUGAUUCUUAAAGGAGGGAAGAAGAGAGAGAGACCUACUUGGUGGAACCAGAAUCAAGGCGGUGAUUGAAUUAGUGAAAAACAGGUUCCCCUGUAUUUAAGUUCUUAACGUAUAUAAAAGCAAGCAUGACUUGUACCUAAGUAAGAUUUGCAUUCUCAUAAUUGUGUCCAAAUUAAUCCAAAAGAGUGUCCCUGGAGAACCUACCAUUACAACCCAAGCACAAUUCUGUUAUGGAGACUUUUUUUUCCUUUUGCCCAGAGCAGGCAAAUCCUUUGCAAAUUAUCAAAGCAAACUGAAAUAACAGCUUGAAUAAGAGUUAGGUUGCCUGUCUUCUCUGCCAUCCUGAUUUCUAAAAUGAAUUUCCACUUCUGUCUUCAAGGCAUUUGGUCAUUAAAGCUGCUGUUCCCAAGAGAUUGGCGAUCCUACUUGUGCCUUUCUUGUGAGGAAAGCCAGCUCGCUCCUACGGAUAAUAUAGUUUAGAUCCUGCUGGUGGCUGGACCUAUCUUGUGAUUUGGGCCAUGUGGAAGGCUGGAAACAAAGAUUUUAAGCCUUCUGAGCCUUAAAAUUAAGGUGGUUACCAGGAAGAGCCUUAAGAUUUUGAUUUAUGUCAAACCCUGAUUUCAUCAUUUAAUCUUGUUUGGAGUUCUGAACCCACGAUGUAGUAUUGUCCUUCCGUCUCCUAUUAGCACAUUCAAAUUUCAAGUUGCUAAAACAGGCUUAGUUCUGUGUUCUGCCAAAGCGAUUUGACAUAUAAGCACUUGCAUUAAAAUACAGGGCAGAGGAAACUAGGCCUGGUGUGCCCACUCACGUGCCCUCAGAGGUGGGUGCUUCUCUCCUGCAUUUUGUCUGGGGACUGUUGCAGUUUUGACUUCCGUGAAGCAGACACUAAUAUUUAAACAGUGUGGUUAAACAAAUUUACUGCCAGCUAUUGGAGACCAGUUUUAGGUAGCCACCCUUUCAAAAAUAGUUUAGAAUUUAUGCCCCAAUUUUCUCAAAUUGAAAGAUAACUGAGUACCCCAAAACUAAUUUAAAGUAACAUGACCGGGCUUCCCUGGUGGCGCAGUGGUUGAGAGUCCGCCUGCCGAUGCAGGGGAUACGGGUUCGUGCCCCGGUCCGGGAAGAUCCCACAUGCCGCGGAGCGGCUGGGCCCAUGAGCCACAGCCGCUGAGCCUGCGCGUCCGGAGCCUGUGCUCCGCAACGGGAGAGGCCACAACAGUGAGAAGCCCGCGUACCGCAAAAAAAAAAAAAAAAGACAACACUUAAAGUAACAUGAAAUUAGGACGCUUUUGUACUUAGUAUGUACAUUUGGCGAUGUACACAGAAUGGGCUGAGUUAUUUUUAAAAAGCUAUUGAAUUUAAGAAGACAGGUAGUAGCACAAAACACUGAGCUAGUGUUAACAAAAGGAAGCAUUAAUCCCAAUUUAAACUCAUUUACUAUGUGCAUCCAGGGAAGUUCACAUUUGAGCUUGAGAAUACCUUGGAUGGUGCUUACCUCAGAGCAUCAGGGAGCCAGCUGGAGGGACAGUGGGAAGGAAGUCAACGCUGCUCUCCUUGGUAAAUGUUAGCUGAACUAAAUUUCUUGCAAACAUGUGAUACCUUCAGUAUGCCCCAGUGAAAUGAAUAAGAGCUGUUCCCAAACUGGGAACUUUAUUCAUGAUGUUGAAGGCAGAAGAUUCUGCUAAGGAAAAAAGUAGGAGGAAAAGCUACUUUGAAAAAUGCCUCAUUCUUUUUCCCAAACAUUGCAGAAAAUGUAUAAUCUCAUUCUCUUUCCCUAUUUUAAAAUUCAUGAUCUUAAAAGGUGUUCAAAUGUAUAGUGGUUAAAGUUAGAAUUAUGCUAAUAGAGUGGUGUGAACUGAUGCUUAGAAUAUAAAUUUAUCUUCUAAGUCAGGAUCGGAUUAAGCUGCAAAAGUACGUUUAGAAUCUUGGAAAAAACCAACCAUAAGCUUAUAGCCCUAAAAUUCAUAAACACUAAAUUCUGUUUCAAAAAAGAGGUAGAUAUCUUUUUUUUUAAGUUUUGUAACACUGUCCUCUUUAUGGUUUAUCUUUUAGAAUCGAGGACUAUUAUAAUCAAACAGGGGUCAUUGGAAGGGUUUUUGAUCAGUCCUAACCUGGGCAUGCCUAGCUAACAUCUAAAGGUAGAUGUGGGUACAUUUUAAUAUUAUAAAACUAAGAAAAUCAGAACUGAGUACCAUUUCCUACCCCCCUUCUUCCACUUCUUAAAUAUUGGGUUGCCCAAAAAGUUCAUUCUGGUUUUCCACACCAUCUUACAAAAAACCUGAAUGAACUUUUUGGCCAACCCAAUAUAUUUAUUCCAUAGUUUGGGCGAAUAUGGGUAUAGAGGUUUCAUUCAAGAAUUGUCAUUUGGGCUUCCCUGGUGGCGCAGUGGUUGAGAGCCUGCCUGCCGAUGCAGGGGACACGGGUUCGUGCCCUGGUCCGGGAAGAUCCCACAUGCCGCGGAGCAGCUAGGCUAGGCCCGUGAGCCAUGGCCGCUGAGCCCGCGAGUCUGGAGCCUGUGCUCCGCAACGGGAGAGGCCACAACAGUGAGAGGCCCGUGUACCGCAAAAAAAAAAAAAAAAAAAAAAAAAAAGAAUUGUCAUUUAAUAUGAAGCUAUAUUUUGGGUUUUGGGGGUAAAUAAUUUUCUGUGCAAAACAUUAAUAGGAUCUGAUUUACUCAGUAUUGCUCAAUAAUUUAUUAAUAAGGCAUUUCUCCCUAUUUGCACUCAGGAUUAAUAUGUCAAAUGAAAUCUAAUAAGGAAAUGGGAGAAUUCAGGUACAUCCUAUUAUUUUGGGAAAGAUGAAUCCUAUACAUGGCAGAAAUUCCAUGUCACCUGAAGGCAACAAGUUCUUCCAAAGAAAUCCAUCUUUUCCUUUCUUUAAAAAAAAAAAAAAAAAAAAGACUUUU